This is a messenger RNA of Ylistrum balloti, 1839 nucleotides long. Its product is annotated as solute carrier family 23 member 1-like. The coding region runs from base 1 to 1839 and encodes 612 amino acids. The record is from RefSeq and is a predicted model, not a curated record. NCBI's taxonomy places the organism in Eukaryota, Metazoa, Mollusca, Bivalvia, Pectinida, Pectinidae. Gene Ontology annotation, cellular component: membrane. Gene Ontology annotation, molecular function: transmembrane transporter activity. Gene Ontology annotation, biological process: transmembrane transport. The transcript is spliced from 11 exons.
AUGGACAGCGAUGUGAAUUCCAAACUGUGCCCUACUGAUAAUAACACACUCACAUCGCCAAACUACAGAAUUGAAAAUGUUGUCAUGGAAAGGACGAGUCAAUCCCCGGAUGUAGAAUUGGAAAUCCAGAAAGAGGCACUCAAUGACCCGGAUGUGCAGCCAUUAAGUUACAACGUUUCAGAUAACCCGCCGUUUGGAUUAUCACUGAUUCUAGCUCUACAGAAUGUGCUGUUGUCAUUUGGAAUGAACUUGCUCGUCAGUGUUACGAUCGCUGACCUCGCAUGCGCAGAAAGGAACGACCCAAUCAGAGCCAAGCUUUUCUGUACGUCAAUAUUUGUGGUGGGACUAACUACAGUGGUACAGAGCCUAUGCGGAAUUAGACUUCCAAUCCUUCAAGGCGUUUCCGGUGCUUUCAUGGCACCAUUACUAUCACUGAAGACGGCAGGAGUGUGGUCAUGUGACAGCACGAGUGACAUGGAGUUUGUUUCGACGUCAGCUAAUCAAACGAUGAUUCAGAAUAUUACCAUGGAAACACGACAGGAAAUGGUUUACUACCGAGUAACACAGCUUCAAGGAAGUCUGAUCGUUUCCGGUCUAAUAACGGAAGUGUUCUUGGGAGCAACUGGCCUUCUGGGAUACCUGGUAAACCUUGUGGGCCCCAUUACAGUUUGUGUGACGAUAUCUUCAAUAGGGCUAUCGAUGUACCCCAUACCUAUCAUCUACUGCAGUACAUUCCUACCUGUAUCGCUUUGCUCUGUGGUCUUAAUGGUUUUGUGCAUUAUGUAUCUCUCACGGAUCCUCGUCCCGAUACCCACAAUGCAAUGUAACAGGAAGAAGUCUGAACAGGCGGCUGGAAAAGUAAAAUUGCCCUUCUUCCAGAUAUUUCCUAUAUUCAUCACGGUGAUAUUAAUGUGGGCGGUUUGUGGUGUGUUGACCAUCACGGGGUCGUUGCCUGAUGACCCCAGUGAGCCCUCCUAUCGUGCCCGGACAGACACACGUGGAGAUCUCAUAUCUUUGUCACCGUGGUUCUUCUUUCCAUAUCCAGGUCAAUUUGGUCCUAUCCGAUUCAACACAGCGGUUUUCAUAGGGUUUAUAAGUUCCUAUCUUUCCUCUAACGUUGAGUCUAUUGGGGAUUACAUGAUUGUCUCUCGGGCCACCGGCACUUUUCCCCCACCUCGCCAUGCAAUCAACCGUGGAAUACUGACAGAAGGAAUCCUGGGGGUUGUGGCGGGAGCCCUGGGGGCCGGGCAUGCCACUACCUCAUACAGUGACAAUGUUGUUAUCAUCAAACUUACACAGGUAGCUAGCCGAAGUGUGAUGGUUUUAGCAGGUGUCAUCUGCAUGCUCUUCGCAAUAAUUGGUAAAUUCGGUGCAGUCAUGGCGUCACUUCCGGAUCCGGUUAUUGGAGGCGUAACUUUAGUAUUAUUUGGCUUGUUGGUAUCCAUAGGAUUGUCAUCGCUACAGCGAGUAAACCUUUCAUCCACUCGGAAUCUUGCUGUUCUGGGAACAUCGUUGUAUGUCGGUUUAGUUGUUUCCGAAUGGUUGAAAAUCAACAAAGAUCUCAUUAAUACGGGUAAUGCCUCCCUGGACCAGGUGAUCAAAUUGAUUCUCGGAACACAGAUGUUUGUAGCGGGACUUACUUCAAUAAUUCUCGAUAAUACUGUUAAAGGAACAAAAAAAGAAAGGGGAAUGGACGCUAUGACAUCUUUCAAAACCGGAUGCAGAAAUGAUGUUGAUAAACAUCAGUCCGUGUACGAUAUUCCGGGAUUAUCCAAGUUACAACAGAAAAUCAGAAUUCUGCGUCAUAUUCCGUUUAUUCAACCCUACAGACCUCAGUGA